Molecule: messenger RNA, 213 nt
Organism: Penicillium alfredii
Lineage: Eukaryota; Fungi; Ascomycota; Eurotiomycetes; Eurotiales; Aspergillaceae
Exons: 4
Coding region: 1-213 (70 amino acids)
Biological process (GO): vacuole fusion, non-autophagic
Molecular function (GO): endopeptidase inhibitor activity
Source: RefSeq, a predicted model, not a curated record
AUGCCUCUUUACAACGUGACUCUGAAGAAGGACGCUCCCCUCGAGGAGCUUGAGAAGGCCAAGAGCACCGCCCAGGAGAAGGGAGGUGUCAUCAAACACGAGUACAGCCUCAUCAAGGGCUUCACCGUCGAAUACCCCGAGGGCCACGUCGAAUCGCUCGAAUCCACCGACCACAUCCACGUCGAGCAGGAUGGCGAAGUUAAGACCCAGUAG